GCGGAUCACUGGUUAAAAAUUCCAGUGAUUCGCCUCUUGCGCAGAGAGAAAAAGGGAAAUAGCAUCAAGAAAUAAAGCUCCAAAAUGGCUUUCAAUAAUAGAAACUUAGUACCUCUCCUGUGUUUCCUUACCUUUGUUGCAACAAUACAAAAAUCCUAUGCAGGUAUUGCUGAAUUUGAUGACUACUUGAAGAAAAAGGAUGAGUUUGCCUUGGAGAGUUCUUUCAAGGCAUAUGAUCCUCAUCCUGAAGCAGUCACAGAUCAAUUUAACAAGCAAGUCGGGGAGGUAUUGACAAGUGGAAAUGUGACAAGAAGGCAUCUAAAAGAAGGUGAGUGCAUGGCCACAAACCCUAUAGACAGAUGCUGGAGAUGUGACCCUAACUGGGCUAAAAACAGGAAGAAGCUAGCCGAUUGUGCACGCGGCUUUGGCCACCAGACUCACGGUGGUAAAGACGGGAGGUACUACAUUGUAACAGAUCCGUCUGAUGAUAAUGUCGAGUUGGCAGAUCAGGUGGGGAGGGCUCGGACCCUGGCUAGUUGGAGCCUCAGUUCCAUCAAAAAAACCCGUAACGAAGUCAGUAAGAAACUAGUUGAAGAUCUUUCUUGGCGGAACGAAGCAAUCGGACGACAGAACUAUGUAUGCUCUGUAUUAUCGGAAAACCAUUCCAUCCUUGACGCAGGAAUAAGAGUGGUCCCGCAUUUCAAUCUGAGAAAGAAAGAGAGUCUCUCCCUAAAGUCUCAUCCCACCGCGAACUCACAAAGGGGUGUUCCAAGGACGGCAAAAGAAAGCUAA
Messenger RNA from Olea europaea var. sylvestris, 792 nucleotides. RefSeq names its product pectate lyase-like. The record is from RefSeq and is a predicted model, not a curated record. Bases 85 to 792 code for a protein of 235 amino acids. Gene Ontology annotation, molecular function: pectate lyase activity. Lineage: Eukaryota; Viridiplantae; Streptophyta; Magnoliopsida; Lamiales; Oleaceae. The transcript is spliced from 3 exons.